Messenger RNA from Anolis sagrei ordinatus, 7014 nucleotides. It is a transcript of the gene FMN2, whose product is annotated as formin 2. Gene Ontology annotation, biological process: intracellular transport. Gene Ontology annotation, cellular component: nucleus; endoplasmic reticulum membrane; cytoplasm. Lineage: Eukaryota; Metazoa; Chordata; Lepidosauria; Squamata; Anolidae. The record is from RefSeq and is a predicted model, not a curated record.
AGCCUGGAGUGUAGCAGCAGACUCUGUCUGAAGAGGCAACGCUGCCACGAGCCACCAUUGGAAGGAGCUGUCUGCAUCUCUCGGUGCUCUACUGAGCAUGUCCCAGAGGAGCUCUAUGCCAGCAGCACAUUAUGCAAAAAAGCAGCUCGAGCAGCUGAGAGGGAGGCAGAACAAGCCUUUGCUCCACUUGCAUCACCGCUGCUUGAAAACAAACCUGGAUUACCCGAAAGGUCUCCGCUGCCAGGCCAGCUGAAUGAAACCGAACGACAUGACUUGAUUCCUGAUGCUGCACCACUGCAAAGCAAUAUGGGGAAUCAAGAUGGGAAACUGAAGAAGAAUGCAGGUGAUGCACACGAUGGAGGUGAGGAUGCUUCAGGGCCCAGGGAUGCGGAUGGCACAAAGAAGGGAGCAGGGAGCAAAAAGGGACUGGGGAAGCAUGGCAAAGGGAAUGAAUCGGGUAAAAAGAAGGGCAAGUCAGAGUCCCGAGGCUCUGUGUUUUCCAAUCUGCGGAUCAGAAAGAAUCUCUCCAAAGCAAAGGAUGGAAACAGCAGCUCAAGAGAGGAUGUUUUAGAAAGCCAGGCCUCACAAACAGGGGAGCUAGACAGCGCUCAUUCAGUCCUCACCAAAACUCCUGAUAUUAGCAUUUCUGCAGAUGAGGGGGGUCUCUCAGACACAGAUGUGGAACAUUUUGAACAUACAAAUGAAACUCGCCCAGCUGCAGCCGAGCCGCAGGAUGGACAAAGGACCAGCUCCGGCUCCGAUACGGAUAUAUACAGUUUCCAUUCAGCCACAGAACAAGAGGAUUUGCUUUCUGAUAUCCAGCAGGCUAUUAGACUGCAACUGCAGCAGCAGCAGGGGGCAAUUAACAUUGGAACUGAGCAGAAUGGCACCAAAACAAUGGGCCUACACAUGGCUAAUUCUCAAGCAGCCCCCUUCGAUUUUGAAAGGUUUCUUUCAUUAAGCAGUGACAAAGACAGCAGUCCAGAAACAGAACAGCCUGUCUCAGCUAAAUCGGAAAUUGCAGACUAUAUCCCUACAAGUGAUAUCGAAAGUGGAGUGAAAGGGGUGACAAAUGGAACAGGGCAUUCCUGCAGCAGUGUAUUUGAUGUGCAAGAAGAACAUAAGCAGUUGCCAGAAGAGCAAAGGCAAUCUGCCAGUGAACAAAAAGCUGCAGCAACAGAAAAUGGGACUCUGCUAGCCAGAACAGUGUUUAAUUUCCCAUCACCAAUUGGGGAAUCGGAAACUGAGGUGAUGGCUUUUGAAUUUUCAGGUUCAGAAAGGGAGGAAGAGGAUAUUGCUGACACAAGCCACAGCCAAGCUGAAGGAGCCAAAGACAGGAAAAGGAGUAUAUCAGCUAGCAGGGAGGCCUUAGAUGAUGGCUUUACUGCUACAAUAAAAAAUGGAACUCUGUCCUCCAAUGAUGUCUCAAGUAGUCCUAUGCAUAGUUCCAAAGGUUUAAAGCCCUUUCCUCCCAUUAACCCAUGCUAUAUCAAAACCACCACUAGGCAGUUGAGUUCUCCAAAUCAUUCGCCCUGUCUGUCGCCAUCCCAAAGUCCACUCUUCAAAAGGAGACGUGAGUCUGCUCAGAGGAAAGAAAAUGUGUCAUCCAAGAAGCAGAGGUCAUCCAGUUUGGCUGGUCCAUUUAGCCGAUCAGCAGACUGGACAGAUGAGGUUUUCAAUCAUCGAGGUGAUGUAGCUCAAAAGUCAGGCUCUGCAGAUUUCUUGGAGUACAGACGGAGUAGAGACGGCUUCCAGGGAGAGAGAGUGCCUUUGAAUCACUUGAGAAAGUCCUCUGGGACUCCAGCUUCCACUGACACCUUCCCCAAUGUUUUUACAGGUCGAACUUUGCUGGAGAAGCUAUCCAGUCAGCAGGAGAAUGCACCACAAGAAGAAGCAGAGAAGAUUUGUUCGUGGAUAAUUGCAAUGGGUCUUCUUCUGCCUUUCAGCGAUUGCUUCAGAGAGCCAUGUGGUGGCCAGAGUGCACAACAAAGUGCACCAACUUUUGAUCAAGACCAGCUUUAUACUUGGGCUGCCGUCAACCAACCUACACAUUCAUCGGAUUAUAUUGAAGGAAGAUUUCCUGGAAGAAUUCCAUCAGCGUGGCCACCACCAAAGCCCCCAGACGAAGAACAGAGAAUAAAAAAUAAAGAACCAGAAUAUGAUGUUGUCACUCUGGCAAAAGAAACAGAACAAACAGCAGGAGUUCAGUUGAUACAGGAGGAUGUUAUAAUAAAAUCAGAAGAGCGGGCAAGUGAGAUUCAGCGGUUGGAGCAGACCAUCCAAGAUCUGAAAAUAAAAAUUGCAGAGUUGGAGAAACAAUUUCCAGCAUCAGAGGUGCUGAUUUCCGGUAGCAAUCAGGGGAAGGAGAGUACACAGACCACCUGUGAAGAGCUCUUCAGUUCAGCCCUUAAAGAACAGGAAUUGCAGACCCUGUCUAAGACUAUAACUGCAAAAUCUGUGCAGACUUCACCAACAGACGAUUGUUUAAUACACACAAUGCCUUCAGCCAGCACACUGCCACAAGCACCUCCCCUCUUGAAAGGGAACCUGAGUCAAGGGCCAACUCAACUAUUGCCAACACUUGAGCCACAGACCACCUUUUGCUCUGAAAUAUCUUUAGUUCUCUCACCCAAACGGAUUUCAGUACAAUUGGAUGAUAUCCAAGAAAAAUUAACUACAUUGCAUCUUUCAGGACCUGAUGCUAAUUUGCCAGUUUUAUUGCAAGAACAACCAGUAUCAUCUACAGCUCUAAGUACUGAGAGUUUUACUUGCAGUGAAGCUUCCCCUUCCUUAUCUUCUCACCCUGUUUUGGGAUCCCAUCCUGGACUUUCUGACACAGGAGUGUCUCCCUCCCUGCCUGGAGCAGGAGUCCCAUUUGUAAUGCCAUCCUCUCCCAGUUCAGGUGUACCAUCCCAUUUUUCCUCAGGACAUGCCCUGUCUUCGCUUCCUUCCCCACUGUUGCCUAGCGGAGGGAUUCCUCCUCCACCAGCUCUUCCAGGAAUGGACAUGGUACCUCCUCCCCCACCUCCUUUGCCUGCAGCUGUAAUGCCUACUGAGAUCCCGCCUCCACCUGAUAUAGGGGUGCCACCUCCAACAUCUUUGCCAGGGGCAGCUGUUCCUCUUGCACCAUCUUUACCAGGCAUGAGUAUGCCCCCUGCUCCCCCACCUUUGCCAGACAUGGAAGUGCCACAACCUCCACCUUUGCCAUGGACAGAUUUUUCCUCCCCUCAUCUUUUAUCAGGAACAGGCAUACCUCCUCCUCCUCCACCACCACCACCAGGAAUAGGGGUUUCAUUGCAUCCACCACAUUUACCAGGCAUGGGGACUCCUCCUGCUCCUCCUCCUCCACCUGGAAUGGGAGUGCCACUUCCUCCACCUCCACCACCUUUACCAGGGAUGUGGGGACCUCCACCUCCACCACCUUUGCCAGGCAUGGGGGGACCUCCACCUCCUCCACCUCCACCACCUUUGCCAGGCAUGGGAGGACCUCCACCUCCACCACCUUUGCCAGGCAUAGGGGGACCUCCACCACCACCACCUUUGCCAGGCAUGGGGGGUCCUCCACCUCCCCCACCUUUGCCAGGCAUGGGAGGACCUCCACCUCCACCACCUUUGCCAGGCAUGGGGGCUCCUCCACCUCCUCCACCUUUGCCAGGCAUGGGGGCUCCUCCACCUCCUCCACCUUUGCCAGGCAUGGGGGCUCCUCCACCUCCUCCACCUUUGCCUGGUGCAGGACCUCCCCCUCCUCCACCACCUUUGCCUGGUAUGGGUGUGCCACCUCCUCCAUCUAUUCCACAUGGUUCUGGGUUUCUUCCACCUCCCUUGCCAAGUGGUUUGUUUGUAAUGGGAAUGAACCAGGAAAAAGGUAGCAGGAAACAUGCAAUAGAACCUUCUCGACCAAUGAAGCCUCUUUACUGGACAAGAAUUCAACUUCAUAAUAAAAGAGAUUCUAGUGCUUCACUUGUGUGGGAAAAAAUUGAAGAGCCUUCCAUAGAUUAUCAUGAAUUUGAAGAACUGUUUUCUAAAACAGCUGUUAAAGAGAGGAAGAAACCCAUUUCGGACACCAUCACAAAGACAAAGAACAAACAAGUUGUCAAGUUAUUAAGCAACAAAAGAUCGCAAGCAGUUGGAAUAUUAAUGUCCAGUCUUCAUUUAGAUAUGAAAGAUAUACAACAUGCUGUUGUGAACUUGGACAACUCUGUGGUUGACCUAGAGACUCUUCAAGCCCUUUAUGAAAAUAGAGCACAAUCAGAUGAACUGGAAAAGAUAGAAAAACAUGGCAAGUCAAGUAAAGAAAAGGAGAAUGCCAAGUCUUUGGAUAAACCUGAACAGUUUCUUUAUGAAUUAUCCCUAAUUCCCAACUUCUCAGAACGAGUCUUUUGUAUCCUGUUCCAAUCAACAUUUUCUGAAAGCAUUUCCUCCAUCCGUAGCAAACUUGAAUUGUUACAGAAACUGUGUGAGACAUUGAAAAGUGGUUCAGGAGUUAUGCAGGUUUUAGGCUUGGUCCUUGCAUUUGGAAAUUACAUGAAUGGUGGAAAUCGAACAAGAGGACAGGCGGAUGGGUUUGGAUUAGACAUAUUGCCCAAACUGAAAGAUGUCAAGAGCAGUGACAACAGCAGAAGUCUUCUGUCAUACAUUGUCUCCUACUACUUGCGCAAUUUUGAUGAGGAUGCUGGAAAAGAGCAAUGCACCUUCCCUCUUCCAGAGCCCCAAGAUCUUUUUCAAGCUUCUCAGUUAAAGUUUGAAGAGUUUCAAAAGGAUCUCCGCAAACUUAAAAAAGACUUGAAAGCAUGUGAGACAGAAGCAGGAAAAGUUUGCAAGUUUUCUUUGGAAGAGCACAUUCAGCCCUUUAAAGACAACAUGGAGAAAUUCAUUAGUCAAGCUAAAAUUGACCAUGAAAUGGAAGAGACAUCCCUAGCAGAAACGCAUAAAAGCUUUUUGGAGACUGCAUCAUAUUUCUGUAUGAAAGCAAAAAUGGGUGAGAAGGAAGUAUCCCUAAAUGCUUUCUUCAGCAUUUGGCAUGAAUUCAGCUCUGAUUGCAAAGAAUUAUGGAAAAAGGAAAAUAAGCUUAUUUUGCAAGAAAGACUUAAAGAGGCUGAAGAAGUAUGUAGACAGAAAAAGGGAAAAUCACUUUACAAUAUAAAACAAAAGCAUGAUUCUGGAAUUAAAGCAAAGAUAAGUAUGAAAACAUGAAAGAAGAAAGGCAGAUGUCAUUGUCCACUUGUUCAAUUAACUCUAUCCAUCUGUGAGGAGAAAAGGAAAACUACAUCAUACAGCCCAUGUCAUUUCUUGAAAUUGUUUUGCAUUUCCCCCCUCUUUUUACCAACUAAUAUCUGCCAAGCAAUCAGUGAAGAAUGAGUCUGCUCCAUGGGCAACCCAGUAAUGGAUAUCAUGAGUUAGAGACAUGUCUAUUUCCUGUAUCCUGUGCUUCCUUCCAAUCCAAAUGUUAUUUUGUAAUGUGUGGAGGAAUAUGCAUAAUAAACUUUAAAAAAAACCAACGUGUGUAAGUGGUAAUAUAUGUCCUAACUGAAAACUGUAUAAACAUCUAACAUCAUGCAAAUGUUAGAUUUCCAUUUCUGCUGACAAUAUCUUUUCAAGCAAAUACAGCUAUAGCAGUGCAUUUAGAUUAGGUGGAAGAAUUUCAGUUCUUGAGAAGUGUUUCUAUCCAUUUUGCGUUGACAUUUGUAGUUGUAUGUUGAAUUGGUAAAGUGCUCCUUUCACACAAUAUGCUCUGUUCUCUAAAUUUACUCUCUAUACUCAUUUUCAUUUCUCAUAGCCUCCAAUUCCAAAACAAUAUGUUCAACAUGGCUAUCCUUAUAACUCAUAAAGUGGGGGGCAUUUUCUCUUCAUCUUCUGCCAGAUAUAAGUGAUGGAAGCAAAACAGAGGAACGCUGUCUGGGUGCAGUAAAGUAGGAUUAGUUUGGAGGUUUUUAAAUAGACUUGGGUAUACUAUGUAUAUUUUAAGUGAUCUGUUUAUACAGCAAUGAAAAGUUUGCUGUAUAUUUCCUAAGAAUCUGCUGAACCAUUCUGUUUGCAGGGCUAAAGACCUUUCCCUUUUUAAUAAUUCUAGAUCAUCAAGUUGAUAAUAUGAACUUCAAAUUUCUGUUAACAAAGCAAAGGAUCAAAAAUUAAUUGAGGUGUUAUAUUUUAUCUAGAACCAUACUAUAAAUGACAUAUAACAGUUACAAUUAUUUGCACUUUUUAAUCUCAGCCACCAGAAGCAAUCUAAUGAUUUAUCAUCUUCAGUUUACAGUAUCUCCUCCAUACACUGUAGCUUCAGCUUUUCAGCAUUCUGAAAACAGCUAAAAUUAGGAAGAUGUAUAUAUAUAUCCCAAAGCCCUUUAGCAUGGAAGGUGCUGGGGAGGUUUUGAGUUUUAAGCUGUUGAUUUUAUUUCUCCUCCAUGUAGUCCAGUACAUGAUACCUGGUUGUCCAGAGGUUAAUAUAUGGUUCCAGGAAUCAUAAGGGCUGCACAAUUAUGACCUCAGGAAUUGACCUUUUAAAUGCCAAGCACUAAAAAGAUAUAUUUUUCAUUCAUUGAGAAAAUUGUUUUCUGUUACGUGAUCAGCCUAAAAUUCUGUUGUGUUUCAGGAUUGUUCCUGAUAGUCCCUUUAUGUGUUUUCCAAGAACUGCAUUAUUAAAUCCUAUAGUGUGACAGGAAUAAAGUUAUUUCUUGGGAAAGGGAAAAGAGAAGAUUGUUACAAGAGACCUAUCACAAGCAAAUAAAGAAGUAAAAGAUAUUUUAAUAGCACUGAUAAAAUCUCAUGUUUGUAUUUAUGUAAACUCUAGUAUUUGCUGUUUAACACUUGCAUUUUCUUUCAUUUAAGUGCAUUUAAAACCAUAGUAGCAUGUUUCUGUUUUGUAGACUUCCCCUUCCCUUCAGUAUCAACAGUGUGUAUAUUGCCAUACUAAAUUAAAUAACAAAGAUCGCUAUGUGCAAUAUUGUAUUUAGUGUUUCUAUUCCAAUUUUUUAGAAUGUUAAUUUAUAUGAAAAAUAAAAGACAUAAUGAGAUCAA